Kickxella alabastrina is the source of this 384-nucleotide messenger RNA. Its product is annotated as vacuolar protein sorting 55. The record is from RefSeq and is a predicted model, not a curated record. The transcript has 3 exons. Gene Ontology annotation, biological process: late endosome to vacuole transport via multivesicular body sorting pathway. The coding region runs from base 1 to 384 and encodes 127 amino acids. NCBI's taxonomy places the organism in Eukaryota, Fungi, Kickxellomycota, Kickxellomycetes, Kickxellales, Kickxellaceae. Gene Ontology annotation, cellular component: Vps55/Vps68 complex; endosome.
AUGGCGGCUGGAGUUAGAUCAAUUGUCGCGUUGUCAGUAUGCCUGGCCGCAGGGUUCCUGCUCUCUAUCCUCUCCUGUGCAUUGUACGGUAACUGGUGGCCACUCGUUGUGGUAUUCACAUAUGCGCUGGCGCCGUUGCCCAAUGCGGUGUUUGGGGGAUACGUUUCUUCCGACCCCUUGGCGGACGUCAGCUCCUCCGUGGCUGAUUUCGGACGAUUUUUGACGUCUAUUUUUGUGGUUUCUGGAUUCGGAUUGCCCUUGGUAUUGGCGCACUCUGGUAUUAUUACCACAGCCGCUAUGACGAUGAGUGUGGUCGGUGGCGGGUUGGUUUAUGGGACUAUUGUUGCGUAUUCGACCUUAUUCCGCUCGCAGAAUGAAUUCUAG